This is a messenger RNA of Anopheles marshallii, 1266 nucleotides long. It is a transcript of the gene mol, whose product is annotated as dual oxidase maturation factor 1. The coding region runs from base 1 to 1266 and encodes 421 amino acids. Gene Ontology annotation, cellular component: endoplasmic reticulum membrane. The transcript is spliced from 8 exons. Gene Ontology annotation, biological process: protein transport. Lineage: Eukaryota; Metazoa; Arthropoda; Insecta; Diptera; Culicidae. The record is from RefSeq and is a predicted model, not a curated record.
AUGAAGGGUUGGUUUGACGCGUUCCGCGAUGACGGAGCGCCAACCCUGUACUCGUUCUCGAACCGGACCCCCGUCACUGGCGAUGUCUCCAUUGUGGCAGUUUGUGUACUGUUCGCCACCGUUUAUUUGGCGUUUCUGGUCAUAUUUCCCGGUGUAAGGAAGCAGAAAUUCACAACAUUCACCACCGUUACGUUAAGUCUGUUUGUUGGACUAGUCAUAUUAGUAAGUCGCCUUGGCUCCGGCUGGCAUGUAGCCCAAUCGACAAUCGUUGCACCGUACCGUGCGUUUUCACGGGAGAAGCUGCCCGCCCGCAUCGGAGCGCACAUUGGGCUGAUGCACAUCAAUAUAACGCUUACGGCACUGCCCGUCGGCAACUGGACACCGCCGGAUAUUGAUUUCAACGAGCGGUUCAGCUGGAACCAGGCGAACGACAUGGGAAAUUCGUACCGCGAUGCACUACAGCGUGGACUGCCGUAUCCGAUUCUGACCGUGGCAGAGUACUUCAGCCUGGGCCAGGAAGGUUUCGCCUGGGGUGGCCAGUACCGUGCAGCAGGAUACUAUGCAAGCAUACUACUAUGGGCAUCGUUUGCCGCGUGGCUUCUGAUGAAUCUGCUGCUGGUCGCGGUACCCCGCUACGGUGCCUACACGAUGACCCUGACCGGCGCACUGUUGAUAGGGGCCAGCAUCGGAUACAGCUCCAUGCUACCGAAGCGACCGCUGACGAUCGUUAUCGAGGGAGCACGAAUCGAUUUCCAUCUGGGCUGGUGUUUUUAUCUCGUACUCAUCGCUGGCGUGUUAUGCUUCGCGAUCGGUUUAGUCAUUUCCAUCAUUGAUCUUGUGUGGCCCCAUCGCUUUUCUACCAUCUUGGAGGUAUACUAUGACACACCGUACGAUAGGCACGUAAUUCUUGAAGAGUCUCAUGACGUCAGAUAUCGCAAACGCAACAGCAAAGGACUAGAAGAACCACCAGGCCUUGGAUCUCGUAUCCUGAGACGUCUGUCAUCCAAAACUCGCGAUCAACAUACCGAUAAGAUGGGCAUCGAAAAUCGCGGAUUCCAGCACGAUGUUCCCAAGUCGCCGUGGCGUUAUCCGUUCCGACGAGCCCAACAAACGCCUCCACAAGGCAUCCAGCGUACGAUUUCGCAGGACUCCACAUCUAGUAUCGCAUCUGCCGCUGCCAUGUCCCAGUCGCUCCACAAGGUGGCACUCUCGCGGAUGCUACCGAAACCUCCACUGGAACGUACUCGUGAAAUUUCCAACUGGUAG